AUGGAUGGCACCACCACCCACAUCUUCGGCCUCUCUCCGCUCCCUGUGGCGGUCAUCGGCAUCGUUCUAGCCAUCGCCGUGCUAUUAACGUACCACUGUAUUGUGGCACAUUGGUGCAGCCCAAGGGAGAGUAGCAGUAGUACAAGUCAGAGAUGGAUGGUGAGUCCCGGGAGUGUCAACAGCUCAGAUGAUUCAAUCACAAACCUCAUUCCUUCUUUCCACUACACCAAAGAUAUUGGCUUGGUAAAUGCUACUUGUGUUGUAUGCUUGUGUGAGUUCAAGGAUGGUGAGGCGAUUCGGAUCUUACCCAAGUGUUUGCACUCAUUUCAUGUGCCUUGUAUCGAUAUGUGGCUCUGUUCCCACUCCAAUUGCCCGCUUUGUCGGACCACCGUGAUAUCAUCUGGACAUGUAUUGGGUCACCGGCCGGAGUAUCAUACAGUGAGGCUGCCGGAUUCCAGUCGAGCAUGA
Vitis riparia (riverbank grape) is the source of this 468-nucleotide messenger RNA. RefSeq names its product RING-H2 finger protein ATL51-like. Gene Ontology annotation, biological process: protein ubiquitination. The coding region runs from base 1 to 468 and encodes 155 amino acids. The transcript has a single exon. The record is from RefSeq and is a predicted model, not a curated record. Lineage: Eukaryota; Viridiplantae; Streptophyta; Magnoliopsida; Vitales; Vitaceae.